Molecule: messenger RNA, 1419 nt
Organism: Emys orbicularis (European pond turtle)
Lineage: Eukaryota; Metazoa; Chordata; Testudines; Emydidae
Gene: ANGPTL6
Product: angiopoietin like 6
Exons: 5
Coding region: 1-1419 (472 amino acids)
Source: RefSeq, a predicted model, not a curated record
AUGGCCCCCUGGCCUGUGGCCCUGCUGCUGCUCAGCCUGGCGGGGCUGGCGCAUUCGGAGAGUCGUGCGGAGGAGGCGGGGCGGAGCCGGGGGGGGCGGGCGGCCGAACCCCCCCCCGGGGCCAAGUGCACCUACACGUUCAUCGUGCCGCAGCAGAAGUUCACGGGGGCCGUGUGCUGGAGCAGCGUGCGAGCCGCCCCCGAGCCGCCAGUGCCCAACGGCAGCGAGACGCGGGCGCUGCAGGAGGUGCUGGGCCGGCAGCAGGCCGAGCUGCAGCGGCUGCGGGGGCUGGUGGAGGUGGACGGCGCCCUGGUGAGCGAGGUGAAGGCCCUGCGCAAGGAGAGCCGCGCCAUGAACGCCCGCGUGGGCCAGCUCUACGCCCAGCUGCUGCACGAGAUCCUGCAGCGGCGCCAGCGGCCCGGGCUGCUGGCCCAGCUCGAGGGACGCGUGGCCAACGCCUCGGACCAGGCGCUGCGUCUGGCCGCCGGCUACCGCCAGCUGGAGCUGCGCUACCAGGCGCUGGCCGCCCUCGUCAACAACCAGAGCGCCCUCAUCGCGCGGCUGGAGCGGUGGUGCCAGGGGGGUGCCGGGCCGCCCCCCCCGCAGCCCCCCCUGGUGCCGGUCGUGCCCCCCCGCCUGUCCGGCAUCGCCAACGAGAGCCGGGCGUAUUUCGAUGCCGCUGCCCAGCUGCAGAUGGACCAGACGGAGCCAGCGCCCCCCACGCUGCCCCCCAGGGCCCUGGGGCCCUGGCGUGACUGCCUGGAGGCGCGGCGCAGCGGGCACGAGGCCAGCGGGUUGUACGAGGUGCAGCCGGCGGGCGCGGGCCAGUCCCUGCAGGUCUGGUGCGAGCAGGAGCUCGAGGGUGGGGGCUGGACCGUGAUCCAACGGCGCCAGGACGGCUCCGUCAGCUUCUACACCACCUGGCACCACUACAAGCACGGCUUCGGGACGCUGGACGGCGAGCACUGGCUGGGCCUGGAGAGCACCCGCCGGGUGACAGGGCAGGGCCCGGGGCCCUACGCGCUGCGGGUGCUGCUGGAGGACUGGGCGGGGCGCCAGGCAUACGCCCACUACGACCGCUUCGCCCUGGAGCCCGAGAGCGACUCCUACCGGCUGCGGCUGGGCCGGUACCGCGGCAGCGCCGGGGACUCGCUGGCCUGGCACGACGGCCGCCCCUUCAGCACGCUGGACCGGGACCACGAUGCGUACAGCGGGAGCUGCGCCCACUACCACAAGGGCGGCUGGUGGUACAACGCCUGCGCCCACUGCAACCUCAACGGGGUGUGGUACAAGGGCGGGCACUACCGCAGCCGCUACCAGGACGGCGUCUACUGGGCCGAGUUCCGCGGCGGCGCCUACUCCCUGCGCAAGGUGGUGAUGAUGGUCCGGCCCGCGCUGCCCGCCCCCGAUGCCGCCUGA